Messenger RNA from Colletotrichum scovillei, 1722 nucleotides. RefSeq lists its product as uncharacterized. Lineage: Eukaryota; Fungi; Ascomycota; Sordariomycetes; Glomerellales; Glomerellaceae. The record is from RefSeq and is a predicted model, not a curated record. The coding region runs from base 1 to 1722 and encodes 573 amino acids. The transcript has 2 exons.
AUGGGUUUGGGAGCUAAGAUCAAGAACGCCCUCCACAGCGACGAUCACCCUCAAAAGACCACAUACGAGGGCGACCAGCCACCCGGAGCAUUCCCCUCCGACUCUACCACAACCGGAACCUCCAAGAACACAACCGGUGGCUACACCGGGGGCACCACCGGCACCACCGGAAGCCAUAUCCCUGGUACCACCGGUACCGGCACGCAUCACACCAGCAACACCACUACUGGCUACAACGAUCCCGAUGGAGUUCACGGGCCCCACGGCGGAAGACUAGCGAACAAGGCCGACCCGAGAGUGGACUCUGACCGAGACCACCGCGACGCGCCCACCUCCGGCUUGACUGGCAACACCCACGGCGCCACUCACGGCACAACCACCGGCCACACUGGAGGCUUGUCCGGCAGCAACUCCGCAGGAUACAGCAACACCACCACGGGCUACAACGACCCCGAUGGUGUCCACGGCCCGCACGGAGGAAGAGCUGCCAACAAGCUCGACCCCAGAGUCGACUCCGAUCGCGACCACCGUGGUGCUCCCACUACUGGUCUCACUGGCAGCAACACCUACGACAACACCACCGGCACCGGCCAUGCCGGAGGUCUGCACAGCAACACUCACGGUGCUACCGGCGGAGUUGGAGGUGUCGCUGGCAACACCACCACCGGGUACAACGACCCCGAUGGAGUUCACGGCCCUCACUCCGGCAGAGCUGCCAACAAGCUGGAUCCCAGAGUUGAUUCGGACCGCGACCACCGCGGCGCGCCAGGUGCAGGUCUCACUGGCACCCACCGUCCCCAUGACUCCGGUGUCGAGGUCGGCCACGGUGUUGGCCACAACAAGCCCUACAAGGGCGAGUACCUCGCCAACGCUGAGCGCGCCAAUGCUCAGGACCCCUACUGGGGCGACGUUGGCCGUGAUGGCUCUGCUGUGAACAAGGACUUGCCCCUGCGCCCCAAUGAGUCUGCCGUCGGCCACGGAGGUCCUCAGGCCGUUGGUGGUGGACACUACAACCCUGCGGCGUCAACACACCACGAUCCUGCGUCCAGCGUCGACCGUUCUAUGGAGGGACGCGACUUCACUCACCCCCACGGCUCCGGUGCUGGAGUCGGGGGUGCCGGCAGUGACCCCUACAGCGGCGUCCACAGCGCUGCUCACAACCCCCAGGCGGCUUUAUCCGGCGGCAACGUCAACGACCCGUACGACACUCGCAUGAGAGACAGAGACAUGGGCCGUGAGCGCACCGGACACGGAGCUGCCGGUGCUGGUCUUGGUGCUGGCGUUGGUGCUGGAGCCGCCGUGGCUGCUGGCCAGGCUGCCCACAGACAUCACCGCGAUGACUUGCAUGAGUCUGGUCUCGGAGGCAACAACACUGUUGGCGGCGUCAACUCUCCUGUUGGCCACAACACCCACGGAACCCACGGUGGUGUCACUGGCACCCACGCUGGUGGUGUCCAUGACCACCACCGCUCCAGCCUCACCGGCAACGAGCCUGGUGUGCCCAAGACCAGCAUGCUCGAUCCCUACAACCAGUCUCCUACCGGCACUCACGGCACCACCCACAGCAACGUUGCUGGCACUGGUCUCGGAGGACACACUGGAUCUUCCGGUCUGAACCAAGGACAUGAUGGAGCCAAGGUUUUCCACACCUGCACCAAGUGCGGCGAGGACAACGAUAUCAGCAGAUACUUCAAGAAGGAUGCUGUUUACCGGAUGAAUUAA